CGCGGGAUAUAGCGCGCCAUGCGGUUUUGAAUUGCUGCAAUAGUGAAUUCUGGGCGGGAGUCGUCGGCGUGGAUUCCCAAGUGCAACGCAUCUCUGCAUGGACGUCUUGUCGUAUCCGAUCAAGUGCGGCCUGAACAGUGCGUGUGUGAAGUACCUCCCGCGUGCCUCGUCCGCCGUUAGCACUGUCCGGCGGCGGCUGAGUUUUGUCAAUUUGCUGCAUCCGCCGGCUUCACCUUUUUCGGCAAGAUCCUGGAGAAGGAGCGGGAAGCAGGAAGAAUACUCCCGCCACCGAGGAUUUAUGAAUCCCGCCACUGCCGGCAGUUCCCUGACAAGCGAAUCGCGCUGUUCUACUGGGCGGAAAGGCCGGGGAGGGCGGGAAGGAGGACGGGAGGGAGAUGUUCGGUUUGCGGGGAAAGACGUGGCAGGCGAAGGGCUGCCCGCAGUAAUACUCCGGCAGUCGUUGUCCGUCCUUCCCGUGGCCUCGUGGCUUCUUUUGUCCACGUGUACUCAGAACCCAGGAGUGUCGCUGGUACAAGCGGAGUGUCGAGGUCGUCUACGGAGCAGCGGCCGAGGCCUCAGUGGUUGGGGGGUGGGGGGUGACCCGACGAGAGACACGGGCUCGGCUGCUGUGUAUCCGGGCGGCGAGUUUCAGUGCGCGAGAAAGGCGCCCGAGAGCACGGCGUGCACUUUGCGGCAUGAAUUGGUGGGAGGACUGGUCUCGGGUGUAGUGAGCGAAGAGGGUAGAGGAGGAGAAGGGGGGGUUCGUACUCGUUGGGGUCAGGAGCGCGGACAUCGAGUAGAGGCAGGAAGGGGAGGAGCAGUAGGAGGGGGAGGGGGAGGACGAGGAAGAGGAAGAGGUGGGGGAAACCCGUUGGAGCUCAUGAUGGCGUGGCGUAGCCAUGGGAAAGACAAUCAGGACUUAGUCGAUCACCUCCUGAAGAACAGGAUUCUGCACACGCCGCGUGUCGCAGAGGCCAUGAAGAAGAUAGAUCGGGGUCUCUUUGUCCCCGCGGACUGGAGUGCCUAUGAAGACAGCCCUCAGCCUAUUGGCUUCAACGCCACCAUAUCCGCGCCGCACAUGCACGCCCACUGUCUCGAGCUGCUUGAACCAUACCUUCAGCCCGGUAUGAGGGUACUCGACGUGGGGUCGGGAUCGGGAUACGUCACGGCAGUCUUCGCCAUGCUAGUGGGAGAAACCGGACGAGCUGUUGGAGUGGAGCACAUACCAGAACUGGUCGAGAGGAGCAUUGAGAACGUGAAGCGGAGUCCAGCAGCAGUGGCCAUGCUGGAGAGAGGCGUGCUCUCUUUGCAUGUUGGAGACGGACGGCAGGGAUGGCCGCAAGAAGCUGCGUAUAACGCCAUCCAUGUGGGGGCAGCGGCGCCUACGAUGCCGGAGGCACUGAUCAGGCAGCUAAAGCCCAACGGUCGGCUGGUGGUACCCGUGGGUACCCUCUUCCAGGACCUCAAGGUGAUUGACAAAUUGGCUGACGGCAGGGUGGUGGAACACAACGCUAUGGAGGUCCGCUAUGUGCCCCUCACCACCAGAGAACACCAGGUCCAGGGUGAUGUUUAGGGAAUGGCACAGAGGGUAGCGCCGCGGAGGUAGUCUUUAGGGAAUUCAAUGGUACACAUACCACACAAGGGAGCAGAGGUGAAUGGCAAGUUAACCCUGCGGCAGGGUGCAUGAACAUCAUAUACUGCUAUCAGUGCUAUGAGGGUGCAACACGUGGCGCUUGACGCACGCGCGGAAUCAGAUUGCCAGGGGUGUGGAUGUUUUUGCGAACAGUUACUUUCGUCUUCAGAUAGCAUGUGUUUUUGUGUGCGCGAGAUUUCUGAAUCUUCGCUUUCACAAGGGAAGGGACUCGAGAGGGCAACCAACGGAUUGAAGGAGUCCAUUCCAGAGUCCAGAGGAUCCGAGGAGGCAUUGCUAGUGUGUGCAUGAGGGGUAGGGACAGAGGGGGGGGAGGGGAGGGAGGAGAAGAGAGGAUGCUGAGGUGGGCGGGUAGGUGUGUGUGUGUGUGUGUGUGUUCGCUUGGCGAUGUGUUUUGUUCUGUUGGUUAGGAGAGAAGGGGGCUGAGGAGGUCCCUUGUGUGUGUUUUCGUGUGUGGGGUGUUCUGUAUUUCUGGCUGCAUUAGGAGAAGGGACUUGGGAGAAGUUGGUCUCAACAUAGGCUGGCUGUUCGACAGGGAGCAGCAGAUUGAGGAGAGGGCUCACGUGCCUGUGUUGUUAGGGGAAUAUAUGCCGCUGUGUGCGUGCACAAGGGCCAAUUAUUGUAGUUGGUCUUCAAUUCAAGCUGUGCUGGAGUUCGUGGGUUCUGUGGAGGAGUUGAGCAGGUCUUUUGUGUUGUUGUCAACUGAAUGCGCACAGGACACUGCGGCAUCGAUCAGUUGGCUGACUGACUGAGCGGUUGAGAACCGAGGUCGGAAUCGCUGGCUGAAGUUACGGAAGCUCUCUCUUUUUUUUUUUUUUUUUUUUUUUUUUUUUUGUUACUGAAGCAAUCUCUAAUCCGGGCGUGGUGGUGGGGAGAAAAAGAAAAAGUCAUUGGAGGAGAGCAGGGCAGUCAACCAUGGUGGCUGCGAGGCGAUUUUAGAAGGUGGAUAAUUUUCGAUCUCCUGUUCUUUUCUUCGGGGUGAACGAGGGGUACCCCAGUUGUUGCAUGGUGGGUUCUCCAUUUUGGUGAUCGCAGAGAACUUCAGGCCAAAAUGAGACCUACCGAAGGUGGGUCGGUUUAGAUUUCCUGGUCUUGUGAGGCGAGGUCCCGCUCGCAUCGAUUCUUCAUUUCUGGGCCGUCUGGCCGUGUAUUUUGUUGGCAAUCUACGUCCACAAAUGAAGAAUCCAUGAGAACGUUUGAAUGGUCCUGGUUAACGAGCGCCUCGGCCCAUCCGUGCAAGCUCAGCUGGGUGCAUCCCCGGACUCCAUGAAAGCUGUCCAGAGUACAGUGGUGCUGCCGCCUAAUGUGCAGCACGUGUGUGUACUUUCCAGGGGCACGCAAAUCGAUGUGCGCGCUUUGUGCAGAUGUGACCCCCAUACGGAACAAGCCUUUUGCAGGUCUUUGAUCACAAAUCGUUGUGGGAUCUCAGCGAUUCGUUGGGGUGGUUCCUGGAUAUGCUGAUGCAGUCACAUUAGUGGUAGGGGUAGAGGACAUCCGGGUCGCUUUCCUUCUCCCGUUUUCCAUUCUUGAAGCAUGUCCUUGCUUUUUUUUUUUGUUGGUUUGAGGUCUGGUGGGUGUUGGCGACUUUAGGUCUGUGAGUUGGCGAUGUUUUCGAAUUCCAAUUGUAUAUAGUAGUUCUGCAACCGUGAAAGGAGACUACCAGGUCAUGGUAUGGGUAGUUAGGUUCUUCGAAGUGUGCAGUCUGUAGGGAACACUAGGUUGGUGAGAUGAUGUCUUCAACUGUAAAUAGUGUUGUUGUCCUUUCGUUUUCCUUUUGCGGUCUGUAGAUAGGUGUGUUCACGUUUUCCACCUUACGUUGUUGUGAAAGAUGGAGAAGGGAGAAAGAUGGAGAAGGGAGGGAGUAACCCGUCAUUGGUGCUGGUAAUCAGGUGCUCUUUUGCUUCUAGGUGUACAGUCUGUAGACAGGAGAGGUUUGCAGCAACUGUAUAUAUAUAUAUAUAUAUAUGACGAUAUAUAUAUAUAUGAAACAGUUUGUCACAGCCCCUCGUUUGUUGUCCUCUUCUCCCUCUCUGCCUACGGUUUACCGGGCAGUUCUAUUUGACGAUAUAUAUAUAUAUAUAUAUAUAGCUGUGCAAGUUAGUGAAACUGAUAAGGGACCGACAGCUCAUGCUGCAGGUAAUCAGGUCCAUUUGCGAUGGACCGUAUUCCUGUCCCGUGUCUAGAUGUGCAAUUUGUAAAUGGAUAAGAUUUUACAGUGUAGAGUUGCAAAAUCUGAAACGGACCAACAGGUUGCCGUACAGAUAGAUGGUCAGCUAUUAUUUUUUGGCGUUUGCCUUGGAGUUUGAUUGGAAAUGGAUGCCCACAUGCACGC
Molecule: messenger RNA, 3983 nt
Organism: Chara braunii
Lineage: Eukaryota; Viridiplantae; Streptophyta; Charophyceae; Charales; Characeae
Source: the annotation of a GenBank genome assembly